Molecule: messenger RNA, 4523 nt
Organism: Cornus florida
Lineage: Eukaryota; Viridiplantae; Streptophyta; Magnoliopsida; Cornales; Cornaceae
Product: protein unc-13 homolog
Exons: 26
Coding region: 235-3666 (1143 amino acids)
Source: RefSeq, a predicted model, not a curated record
UGGCUUUAGGCCCUUGGCCUUUGGCCUUUCGCGUUUCACAAAAUGGGGUUUUUCGCUCCUUUUCAUACAGAGAUGAGAGAUUGAAGCGUGAGCGGAGAAUCCAAACAUCGUUGCCCCUCCUCUCUUUCUCCCCCCCUCUCUCUCCCUCUCCUCUCCUCUUCUCAGCAAAAAAAAAACUUCAUCUCUUUCUCUCUCUAACUUUCUUUCUGCAGUCAUCCUAAGCGUUACAUGUAGAUGGAACCUCCUCUACUACAAGGUUAUCGGCGAGAUCGUCGCAAGCUUCUCGAAUUCAUAUUAUCAUCAGGUCUCAUCACAGAAAUUCGAACGCCCUCUGGUCUCACCACCUCUAUCUCCCACAUCGAUAUCGAUCUUCUCAGCGCCGAUUAUGUCCUCCAAUGCAUACAAUCCGGUGAAGUACUUGACAUAUCGGAAGCAACUAAGAAGUACUACGAUGAAUCUGCAUAUCCAGUAAUGAUACACUCUCAAUUAGGGGAUUCCUAUUUUCUUCUUUCUGAUCCUAAAUCAGCUGGAUCUCCUCCUCGGCAUGUGCCUCCUCGAAUUGAGGUCAACCACGCUAGUGAUCAUGCAUCAACUCCAUCCAGUCGAGUUGGUCAAAGGACAAGAGACACUUCUGUAUCUGGGGACGGCGCAGUCACUGCCGCUACAGCUUCAAAGCCCAUGGAAAAUAUAACUGUCCCUUCAUUAGGAUUACCUUCCUUGAGUACAGGAUUAUCCGAUGACGACUUGCGUGAAUCAGCCUAUGAAAUAUUGCUUGCAUCUAUGGUAUUUUGUGGGGUUGAAAUUCAUUCAUUUGAGGAUAGAAAGAAAGAGAAGGGCUCCAAAUUUCUAUCUAGCUUGAAGAGUAGAAAGGAUAAAAGACAUCUGCAAUAUCAGUCUCCUGAUAGGCAUCCAGAGCUCAUUGACACCAUUCGCGCCCAGAUGCAGAUUUCAGAAGCAAUGGAUGUAUGCAUCAGGCAAAGGUUGAUGCAAUUUGCUUCAAGAGAAACUUGUGGAGAAAUUGAUGUCUUGCUAAUCUCCUUGGGGCUCUUAAAUGGCAUUUCCAGGUCCAAAUUUCUCAAUGAAAAGUCAUACAUGCAAUGGAAGAAGAGACAGGCAAAUAUUCUUGAAGAAUUGUUUUCUUCUGCUAAUCAUAUAACUGAACAACAAACAUUAGGAAUUUUACUUGCAAAGAUCAGAAAUGCAAAUGAAUGGGACAUUAUAAUGUCACCUUCUGAACGUGCUGAGGUUCUUUUAGCUAUUAGACAGGUUGCUUCAGUAUUGUCAUCCAGGCCCGGACAAUUUGGUCUCGGUUCCUACUACUGGACUUCUGUCUAUCACUUAAACAUCAGGAUUUAUGAGAAGCUACUUGUUGGCGUAUUUGACAUUCUGGAAGAAGGUCAGCUCAUAGAGGAAGCUGAUGAAAUCCUAAAGCUUAUCAGGUUGACCUGGUCUACUUUAGGCAUUACUCAGAAAAUGCAUAAUGCAUUAUUUGGAUGGGUGCUUUUUCAACAGUUUGUUGGGACAGAUGAGGCAGCUCUACUAGAUCUUGCAAUUCUCGAAGUACAGAAGGUUCUAUCUGCUGAAGGUACUGAUGGGAAGGAACAGCAGUAUAUGAACAGCCUUAUCUGUUCAACUGUAUGCAAUGGCAGUGAAAUAAAACCCAGUUUGGUGCAGGCUAUUCUUUUGUCAAUGAGCAUCUGGUGUGACAGUAAAUUGAAAGAUUAUCAUCUGCAUUUUAGUCAGAAAACUGGAUUAUUCGGGAGGAUGACGACCAUGGCAUUAGCAGUUGGAAAUUAUAGUUUUGGUGAACAUAAUGAAAUCAAGUCAACAAAAUCUGAUGCUUCAAGUGAAAUUGCUGCUAGAAAGCUCAGAACAUAUGUUGAAAGGUCCAUUGAGGCUGCAUGCUGGCGGGUAGCAGAUAUCUUAGAUCUUGAAUCUAAAAUAGAAAGGACUCACCCUUUGGCUCUGCUUGCAAAUGAACUGAGAUUGAUUGCCGAGAGAGAGCUCAAUGUAUUCUUCCCGGUGUUUCGUCCUUGGUAUCCUGAAUCUUCGAUGGUCUCAGCCGUCCUAUUGCACCAAUUUUAUGGAGAAAGACUGAAACCAUUCCUCGAGGGAGUUUCGUGUCUUUCUGAAGACGUUAGAUUAGUGCUUCCUGCAGCAAAUAUGUUGGAACAUGACUUGACAAAGCUUUAUUCUUCUGCAUGUGAGGGAAAUGGGUUGCAUUCCCCUUGCAGCCAACCAUUUGACCUCUAUCAGAUUGGAGAAGUCUCUAGGCCAAUUAUUCUUGAUUGGGUAAUUGCUCAGAGUGAGCGUAUCUUGGAAUGGACUGGACGUGUUAUCGUUCUUGAGGAUUGGGAGCCUCUAUCAAAUCAGCAAAAACAAGCAGCAUCAGCAGUUGAAGUUUUUCGGAUAAUCGAGGAGACUGUGGAUCAAUUCUUUGGGUUGAGUCUUCCAAUGGAUAUCACACAUUUUCAAGCUCUACUAUCUAUACUUUACCAUAGCUUGGACGGCUAUUUGAUUAAACUCGUCAGCCAGUUAGUUGAAGAGCACCACCUUUAUCCUUCUGCUCCUCCUUUGACUCGUUACAAGGAGGCAGUUUUUCCUAUGACCAAGAAAAAGUUGAUUGAUUGUGUGCUUCUGGAAGAGGAAGUGAAGUCUAAGUUGAAUGAGCUGACGAUACCCAAGCUCUGUAUCAGAUUGAAUACUCUCCAAUAUAUUCAGAAACAGAUUGGCACACUGGAAGAUGGCAUUAGGAAAUCAUGGGGACAUGCCACACGAUCUGAAAAUCGAAGAUUGUCCAAUGAAAAACCUCUGGACACUUCAGAGAGAGCUGAACUUACUUGUAGUGAAUCAGUUGAUGAGCUGUUUGUCGCCACCUUUGACAGCAUUAGGGACACUGCAGCUGAUGCUAUCAGAAAAAUAUGUGCCUUAAUUGGAACAAGAGUUGUUUUUUGGGAUUUGAGAGACUCGUUCCUGCUUCAUUUAUAUCAUGGUAGCUUUGAUAGUGCUCGUUUGGACAGUAUUCUUCCACAUUUCGAUAUAGUCCUCAAUAAUAUAUGCAGUUGGAUUGAUGAUGCUCUCAGAGAUCGCGUGGUGUCAAGCAUCUGCAGUGCAUCAAUGGAAGGCUAUGUCUGGGUAUUGCUGGAUGGAGGCCCUUCUUGUGCAUUUUCUGAUUCGGAUAUCAGAAUGAUGGAAGAUGACCUUAAUUUGUUAAAGGAUUUCUUUGUUGCUGAUGGAGAAGGCCUUCCCCGGUCUUUGGUUGAGAAGGAAGCAACAUUUGCUCAUCAAAUCUUAGACCUGUUUUCACUUCAGACUGGAUCUGUAAUUCAAAUGUUGAUGACUGCAAGCGAACAUAUUUCAACAGAACUGGAUUCGCGUCAACAUGGUAGCAGGUGCUUGGGAGAUGCUCACACCCUAAUUCGAAUAUUAUGCCACAAGAAAGACAUGGAGGCCUCCAAAUUCUUAAAAAGGCAAUAUCAGCUGCCCGCAUCUUCAGAGUAUGACGACACUUCAUCGAGGGACUCUAGUUCGAGAUCACCUGUAGUAACAGAUCUUCUAACACGAAGCACAUCGUUCCGCUGGGCCGGGAAGAGCCACGGCAGCUUCAGAUUGAUAAAAAAGAAAUUUCAACGAGCAGCAUCGGGAAUCAGGCAUUCAACAUGGUGACCAAACUGUACGAUGGUGGCCCAUUAAACAUUUUGUAUUUUCACUUGCAUCUCGGUCCAAGCAUUUAGGAGUUGGUCUGUGAGUGCAGAAAUGACUCAUUCAACGUCCAUUUUAAGUCAUUGAGUAUAAUUCUUGUGCAUAAGAAACACCAUUCAUGCAUGAUAUCAUGGAAAGUUAAUUGUAAGACAGUAUGGCUUAAUCUCCUAAUCAAUCAAAUGGAGGUGAGGAAGGUUUCAAGCAUCUACUUGGUGUCAUUAGUUUUUCCAUGUUUGGUUGGAAAAACUAUAAAGCGUGACUAGCGAGAAUUAUAGACUUUUUGGCUGUAUCCAGUUGUAUCUUUGUCUCAGGAAGCAAGUUGGAAGUUGGAAGUUGGAAGCUAUUCUUAUUUGUUAUUUGUUUAUUGGUUACAAUCAUUGUAUUAAUUGGUAGCACAUCAGAGUCAAAGAAACCCACAAAAAGGUGAUAUUGUGGUGGCAGGUCCCCUCAAAAUUCGGCGGUUGUGAUGACUAUGGUGUAGAAAGAUUAAUAAAUCAUUGUGGAUGCUGAGUCACGAUGCUCAACCACUACUAGUCACCUCAUCACCCUCCCUUGCAUUUAUUUUAAAUAUUUUACUAUUUUAGUGUUGUAAUUAAAAGUAUAAAAUCGUGUCGGCCUAUGUGAUGGUUUUUACAUCAUUCAUUUUGUAUGGAGAGGAUUUAAGUUCCAUCUUUCACACUAGCCUGUGUGACUUAAACAGUUUGAUGUGACUAUUAGUGUACUUUCACAUGGAAUUCGGUCCUCUCCUGACCUUUUAUCAUGCGCUUUCACAUCGUAUAUGUAACAAUUGUAUUAUAUUGUUAUAUCAUAUCAUUAUUUUA